AUGGGUCAGAGCAACGGCAAGCCCGUCGUCUUCACCGACCAAGUAAACCUCAAUCACUUCCGACUGUUGCGAGUUGUUGGCAAGGGCGCAUUCGGCAAGGUGCGCAUCGUUGAGCGGAAAGACACGGGUCUCACUUUUGCGCUCAAGUACAUACGGAAGGAUGAAGUCGUACGCUCCGAGAGUGUUCGCAACAUCAUUCGAGAGCGGCGCAUGCUUGAACAUCUGAACCACCCCUUUCUCUGCAACUUGCGCUACAGUUUUCAAGAUAUCGAAUACCUAUACAUUGUCGUCGACUUAAUGAACGGCGGCGACCUACGCUUCCACAUCUCGAGAAAGACAUUCACCGAAGAGGCAGUGCGCUUCUGGAUCGCCCAGCUUGGUUGCGCCGUGCGCUACAUUCACCAGCAGGGCAUCGUGCACAGGGACAUCAAACCAGACAACGUGCUGUUAGAUUCCGAGGGACAUGUCCAUCUGGCAGAUUUUAACGUGGCCUCCGACUUUACGCCCAACAAGCCGCUGACAAGCAAGUCUGGCACGCUCGCCUACUUGGCCCCCGAGGUAUACGAAGGCAAAGGAUACUCAUGCGAAGUCGACUGGUGGUCACUGGGCGUGCUCUUCUAUGAGUGCAUCUACAACAAGCGACCCUUUGAGGCCAGCAGCCACGAUUCACUCGCCGCCAAGAUCUCAAAGGGAGAGCCUACCUAUCCCGUUACCAGCCCGCCCGUGUCCAUGCCCUGCCUACAUGCCAUCAGCUCGCUGCUGGAGAAGAACCGGAAGAAGCGCAUAGGCGCCAUUGGAUUCGAGUCCUUCACAGACAACCCCUUCUUCCGUCCGCUUGAUUUCAUUGCGUUGGAGCGCAAGGAAAUACCACCCGUCUUUAUCCCGUCGAGCGACAAGACCAACUUUGACGCAACUUACGAUUUGGAGGAGCUGCUACUGGAGGAGGCGCCACUGGAGGCAAGAGCGCGCAGACAAAAGCCCAGAGAAGCGCUCAAGGACGAUGCGACCGAGCAGGAGAUACGGGCCGAGGAGCUGCACAGGAUGAUCGAAACUCUUUUUGAGCCUUUCAAUUACACUACAGCUGCAGACCAACGGCCCCCAGCUGCUGUAGCAGUUGUAGAUCCUCAAGACUCGGUCGGCGGCUCAAGAACGAGCAACCAAAGCCAACCGGAUAACACUUCGGCAUCGGCCACAGGGCAGGUAGACCCAUGGGGGCGCCCACUUGCGACCAACAAAUCCCAAGAUGGCGAACUCCAUCCCACCCGCUCCGCUACCACCGCUCGAUCAACGCAAUCGCCCAAUGGCAGCCCACCGCUUGCCACCAACAUCCUGAACCAGACCGCCAACACCGGCUCACCCACAUCACAACGCGGCGAGCAUAUCGACUAUUUCCCCAAUGACGGCUCCGAGAUUCCGACACCCUCAUUCUCUCGCCCUAUGAACAACCGCCAGCGCGGAUCGCAGCGCAGUAUCAGUACAAGCGGAGGCGUACAGGUAGUUCUCAAUGAGACUGGCUCUUGGACUGAGAUGGCUAACCAGAGUUCCGCCCUCGUACAGAAAGAUGCCCAAGCUGAGAAACCGUCCGGCAUGCUUGGCUUCCUCAGUCGCAAAAAGGGCCGGGACAGGAGUCCCAAGGCGAAAGAGCGCGGUGUGCUGGGCAAGGAAGGCGCCAGAGUCAUCAUCAGCAACACUUGA
Molecule: messenger RNA, 1695 nt
Organism: Alternaria atra
Lineage: Eukaryota; Fungi; Ascomycota; Dothideomycetes; Pleosporales; Pleosporaceae
Exons: 5
Coding region: 1-1695 (564 amino acids)
Biological process (GO): peptidyl-serine phosphorylation; intracellular signal transduction
Molecular function (GO): protein serine/threonine kinase activity; ATP binding
Source: RefSeq, a predicted model, not a curated record